AUGCAUGGCACCACAACUGGUGAGGACUUGUUUGAGAGUCUUGUUUCGUCAAUGAACAAACUAGAGUUAACAUUUGAAAAGUUAAGUGGCCUCACUACUGAUGGAGCUCCAGCCAUGGUUGGCUCACAAAAGGUAGUGUCAUGCAUAAAUUUUAUCAAGAGCAGAGGGCUAAACAGCCGCCAGUUUAAGGAGUUACUGAAUGAUCUUGCCUCAGAGUACGGUGAUCUUGUUUAUCAUUGUGAAGUGCGGUGGCUGAGUCGUGGGAAUAUGCUUAUGCGCUUUUAUGAACUGCGUGAUGAAGUCAAGCAAUUCAUGGAGAUGAAGGGAACACCUGUCAGGGAACUCAGUGAUAGCAAGUGGCUGUGUGAUCUUGCUUUCAUGGUUGACAUUACCAAGUAUCUCUCAGAGCUGAACGUCAAGCUGCAGGGCCCCAACCAGCUUCUCAGCUCUCUGCUUUCAAACGUGAAAUCAUUUGAAGCUAAAUUAAAGCUGUGGAAAGUGCAACUCGAAAGAAGUAACACUGUGCAUUUCCCCACUCUGCAAGAACAAAAUCCUUCUACAACGGAUGAAUAUGCUGGUGAGUGUGCGAAACUAAUUGAGGCAUUUAGUGAAAGGUUCAAGGACGUGAAAAGUAAACAACAGGAGUUGAACAUCUUCGCUACACCAUUUAAUGUGGAACCAGCUGAUGUGCCUGAUAACCUGCAACACGAAAUAAUUCAGCUGCAAAGCGAUGAUGAGCUGAAAGCUAGGUACAACAACCUCUCACUGCUUGAGUUCUACAGACGUUACGUAAGUGCUGAUGAUUUUCCUAUUUUGAGGAGACAUGCACUGAAAUAUGCAUCUGUGUUCGGAACGACUUACUGCUGCGAGCAGUUCUUCUCAAAACUUAACCUGGCAAAGAGUAGACUGCGCUCCAGACUGACCGAUGCAAACCUGGAAAACCAGUUGCGAGUAGCAUCAUCAACAGUACCACCUAACAUCACGCGCCUCGCCAAAGAGAAGCAGUUCCAGCCGUCACAUUAG
This is a messenger RNA of Portunus trituberculatus (swimming crab), 1023 nucleotides long. RefSeq names its product general transcription factor II-I repeat domain-containing protein 2B-like. The record is from RefSeq and is a predicted model, not a curated record. The transcript has 2 exons. Bases 1 to 1023 code for a protein of 340 amino acids. NCBI's taxonomy places the organism in Eukaryota, Metazoa, Arthropoda, Malacostraca, Decapoda, Portunidae. Gene Ontology annotation, molecular function: protein dimerization activity.